Molecule: messenger RNA, 2142 nt
Organism: Mytilinidion resinicola
Lineage: Eukaryota; Fungi; Ascomycota; Dothideomycetes; Mytilinidiales; Mytilinidiaceae
Exons: 3
Coding region: 1-2142 (713 amino acids)
Biological process (GO): regulation of DNA-templated transcription; DNA-templated transcription
Molecular function (GO): DNA-binding transcription factor activity, RNA polymerase II-specific; DNA binding; zinc ion binding
Source: RefSeq, a predicted model, not a curated record
AUGUCCCCGCGAGCAUCUGCAAAGUCGCAGCGGGUGCUUGCGUGUGUGCUUUGUCAGCAGCGCAAAGUCAAGUGCAACCGCAAAUUCCCUUGCACGAAUUGCGAAAGGGCUGGCGCGCAAUGUGUGCCCGCGACGCUGGCCCCACGCCAUCGGCGCCGCAGAUUUCCCGAGCGAGAGCUCCUAGAGCGUCUCCGUGACUACGAGGGCCUGCUCCGCCAGAACAACAUCAAGUUCGAGCCUCUGCAUGCCCCCGUAGAAGAGAAGGCAUCUCCCAGCCUGGGCGGUAGAAGCUAUGACUCUACAGAUGACGUGCUAUCAGGAGGCCGAGCUGCGGCGGCGGAUCGGCCGAAGAAAACAAUCAUCAAGUCUGAAACAGUAUAUGAGGCCAACGAUAAUGGCGAUGAGAGCGAUUCCUCCCAGGACGGUAUGCAUGAGGCAGUGGUUAAGAAGGUGUGGGAUCGCAUGUCUGAGGGCAACGAUUACCUUCUGUUUGGCUCACGCAAGACGAACGUCACUCUCUCUACCCUGCACCCAAAACAGGUCCAGAUCUUCAGACUCUGGCAAGUUUAUCUGGAGAACGUCAACCCCCUACUCAAAGUCACUCAUACUCCCACCCUACAAUCACGCAUAAUCGACGCCGCUAGCGAUGUGGCGAACAUUAAUCCUAAUUUGGAGGCACUCAUGUUCAGUAUCUAUUGCAUCUCCGUCAUAAGCCUUGUCGAGGAUAAAUGCCAGACCCUAUUUGGGUCGACAAGGAAAGAGCUUCUCGCAAGCUUUCGUUUUGGCUGUCAACAAGCUUUACUGAACUGUGAAUUCCUACGAUCUAGCGACCAAGACUGCUUGACAGCAUUGUAUCUUUACCUAAUCUCCGUUAGGUCCGACACAGACCCCCGCUCUUUGUCCUCGAUUCUUGGGGCAGCCAUCCGUAUUGCACAACGCAUGGGCAUCCAUAAUGAAUCGGCCUAUUCCAAAUCCACAGCUCUCGAGGCAGAGAUGCGCCGAAGGCUCUGGUGGUCACUCAUCGUCUUCGAUAAUCGCAUUUGCGAGAUGUCAGAUUCUAAGGCCACGGUGUUGACCCCUGCCUGGGACUGCAGUACCCCUCUCAAUGUGGAUGAUUUCGAUCUACGAUCAGACAUGAAGAAGCCGCCAGCAGUUCACAGAAAGCCUACCGAGGCGAUUUUUGCUGUCGUGCGGAGUGAGCUGCACGAAUUUAUUCGCCAUAGCGCCUUCCAUCUCGACUUUACAAAUCCAGCUCUCAAGGCGAUAGCUAAGAACAUAAAGCACGGAUCUGUUCCAGAGGACGGCGAGCUAGACACACUAGAAAAGAUGAUCGAGGAUAAAUAUCUCCAAAGCUGCAAUCUGGAAAAUCCGCUUCAGUUUAUGACCCUUUGGACGACGCGAGAAUGCCUUGCAAAAGCUCGUCUCAUCCAGAAUUAUUCAAAAUACUCGGAGCCGUCGGUGCAGCAGACGGACACGGAUCGCGACGCUGCCAUUUCCCAUGCGCUGAGCAUGCUCGAGUGUGACACGAAGCUGAUGACUUCUCCUCUUACCAAAGGAUACCUCUGGCUUGUUCACAUGUACUUUCCAGCUCCCGCGUAUUUCCACAUUCUCCAAAACAUGAAAAAGCGACCAAUUGGGAAGCAUAAUGAAAAGGCUUGGGAAGUUAUGAGCGAUAACUAUGAGGCUCGUUUCAAAAAGAUUGAAAAUGAUAAUCCUAUCUUCAAAAAUGUGGAAGAUGAUAACCCUAUCUUCAAAGUUUUCUCCAAGGCUGUUCUUCAAGCCUGGGAGGCGCGCCAAGCAGCUUUCAGGCAAUUGGAGCACCCGCUCGGCCAACCACUGGAGCAACCACGGAUCGUGUCGAGCAUCCAACGCAGAGCUAGACAGAUGUUGUCAAAUCCACAAAAUAGCAACAUAGAGCAGGCCCACGAUGCUCCCGGUAUAAAUGUCGACAAUCUCACAAUGCCUGUACCGAUGGACUUUGGUGGCUAUGGCUUGAUGUACGGCUUAGACGCCCAGUGCUCCGCAGGUUCGGUACUCAAGGGCUACUAUGACAUACCCGGCCAGGCUCCGAUGGAUUUAGAUAUGAACCAGCUGGAUUGGACCACAAUGGAUUGGAAUCCGAUGCAUGCUCGCGGCUGCUGA